GCAUAUUGGCUAAAUGCAUAUAGUACUGUUACAUUAAUGGGUCAUUCUUCACAAGUGCAAAUAGAGAGAGACAUGACAUGACGUGAAGCGCAAAUACCAUGUGACAAUUCCAAUUUAAUCAUUCCUUAUAUUUCAUAUCUACAUGUAUUGUAUUGUAAUUGUACAUUUAUUCUAUACAGAACAGUUCAGUAGUGAAAGAUUAAGUGUGCUGGCAGGUUAUCAAAAUAAUAAUUAAGAGCGUAACCCAAAUAUUGUACAAAUAACCUUGAUAUCCUAUUUACUGAUGUUUAGUGCACCCUCUAAAUAGCAUGUGAUGGUAAUUUCAACUGUUUAUAAAGUGCAAUGAUAAUCACUGAAUAAUAUAAUAUAAACAUUUAGGUUGAGUUCUGUAUAGAUUUGUCUACAUUUUACUGUAGACAAUUCAGGAGCGGGGAGGAGGCUAGACUGUGGAGCGCAAUUCCCUCGUGUCCCUCGUGGUGGAAACCUUCCCUCUGUCUGCUGUUCAUCCACCGAGACAGUGUUAUCAUCUGUACCAGAAGGGAAACGGGCUCCACAUCUUCAGAACCAAGAACUGUACUUUUCAGAAAGAGACUUUGCAGGCAUAAUACCAAAGAAGCCUUUAUUGAAAAUCAAACAGUUGUACAUGUCCAUAAUAUACAAAACAGUGCAGUACUGUCACACUCAAACAGUGACCAGAUUACAAGUGUAGCACAUGUUGAUAGUGACGCUUCUCUUGAGCAGGGAAUCCAAUUUUCAGGUCCUGAAGAGGGACCAUUAGGCUUGGGAGCUGAGGAGGACGGGGUAGACGAGGUGGGCACGGGGCAGAGAGAGAGAGAGAGAGGGAGAGUGGUAGAGCAGUUGUAGCCCAGAGGCAAGGUGGGUGGAGGACGAUCCAUGAAGCAUGGAGCAUUCUGUACGUUGGCGAGCUCUUCCUGUGUUCGAGACAAAUGCUGGAAUUUUCUGAAAGAGCACAUUUUUAAAAAAUGAAUUUACAAAAUGAGGAAGCAAGAGCAACAGUUACACAAUGAGAAGAUACAGCUGAUAAAACUAAAACAGAAAGCUUUAGUUAAAAGUCAAAGCAUACAAAACGUACCUGUAGUGGCCUAACAUCUUUGCACCUAUCAAAUUACGGGAAUAUUGAUGUAUGCUUAUAAAGGAGACCUCUUAAUAUCCAAUCCAGUCAGCUAAAGACAAUACCCACCAUGAUUUCAAUUUAGUGACCUUGGAGUGACUAAUAAAAGCAUAUCGUAUCGGGUUUUGUUUAAUUAUAUUUCAUGCCUCAUUAAAAAUAGAAAGCUGUGCUAAAUGUUGGAUGUAUAUUUUGGAUUGUAUAUAUUUGAUAUCAGUUUUACUAAUGGUUUCAUUUCAGAAAAUAUGUCUAUUGAGGUUUCUCAUUUUAACUCGAGUUAGUACGGUAACUCUUCUACAUAGUGUAAAGAGCUUGGUGGUUUCAUUUAACACAGUAAACCAGGCACAUUCUAGGGAGCAGCAGUCAUCAUCUGGAGUUCGUUGCAAUUGGGAACAUUUUUAAUCCGCACCUGGGGACUAUCUGGAAGUUCUUGGUUCGUUGCAAUUGACCCAUUAAGUUUUUAGUUUCGAUGCCUUGUUCUGAGGAAGUCUGUUACUUUAAAUUCCUAGGUAAUUUCACAUCAGCAUAGUCUGGGGGAGGUCAAAGCAAGUUACAUGCUGAAAGCAUGUCAGUCAAAAGGGCAAGCAGCUGGUUGGUUAAUGGUAGAUACAGUAGGAAGGUGCUAAAGGUGUUAAAGGGACUAUAGGCUUCUUGACAAAGGAAGUGCACCCAUAUCUAAAAGCUUGGCCUGCAAACCGGUGUGUUUAACUACAUGUAGUACCAGAUGAUUGAAAAUGAACAUGGCCAUCCUGUUAUGCAUAAUUUCAUGUUUGUCACGUUACACUAGUGAAGGCUGAAGCUUGUGAACCAUUUGCCUGAAUGUGCAUGGCCAAUAUUGUAACUGUAAUCUAUUGAAAAUACACACGUAGGGUCACAUUUUUAUAUAAUGUGUUAUUUCCAGUUCCAUAUAUUCUUGUGUUCUUGUGUUUGCCCACAAGACUCCUAAAGCUGCAGACCCAUAAGAAUCGGAGGAGGAUUCCCUGUGCUUGGCUCCCCAUGGAUCCUCUGGGAGCUCGCUCGCAGUUCAUCGAUGUUCAGACAUUACCCAGCUGGGACCAGCCUCAGCAGGGGGAUGAGCCGGACUCCAACAAAACCAGCCAGCAGCUCUAUAAGGACAGGGACACCGGCUCUCCAUUCCCAUACAGGGAACACAUCAAUAAGAAAGUGGUUCUGUUCAACGGGAAUGUAGCCCUCUUGAAUUGCACUGCCAUAGUCAACACAAGCAAUGAAUCUCUGAUUGAUAAGAACCCCAUUUCUGACAGCAUUCACUUGCACGCUGGGCCUGAGCUUAAAGAAGAGCUUCUCAAACUGAAAGGCUGUCGAACUGGGGAAGCUAAGAUGACCAAAGGGUUUAACCUGGCUGCUCGAUUCAUAGUUCACACAGUAGGGCCCAAAUACAAAGCCAGAUACAGGACUGCGGCCGAGAGUUCGCUCUACAGCUGCUACCGGAAUGUCAUGCAGCUAGCCAAGGAGCAGGCUCUAGUGUCUGUGGGGUUCUGUGGUAUUAACUUGCCCAAGAGAGGGUACCCAAUGGAGGAUGCCACUCACAUAGCACUCAGAACAGUCCGUAGGUUUCUGGAGAACCAUGGAGAAACAAUUGAGACUGUAGUGUUUGCUGUGACAGAUCUAGAGGAGCCUGUGUAUAAGAAGCUGUUGCCAUUGUACUUCCCGAGAUCUGUAGAAGAAGAGCACAGGAGUCUCCCUCUCAUCCCUGCAGAUAUUGGCAAUUCUGAAGGAGAACCAGUUGUACCAGAGAGGCAAAUCCGCAUCUCAGAAAAACCAGGCUUUCACGAAGAUUCAGAAGAGGAGGAUGAUUUGCAAAAGGACUUGUCCUUCGUGGGCUCCCACGCUUUUGCCCGAAUGGAAGGAGAUGUUGAUAAGCAACGGAAGCUAAUUCUGCAGGGGCAGAUGUCAGAGGCAGCACAGCAUAAACAACACCUGAGAAACUAUAACCGUUGGCUAUGUAGAGCAAGAGCAGAAGACUUGUCAGACAUUGCGGCUUUAAAGGCAUUAUAUCAAACAGGUGUGGAUAUCUGUGGUCGAACGGUUAUGGUUUUAGUAGGAAGAAACAUUCCUGUAGCACAAAUAGACAUUGAAAAGGCCCUGCUGUAUUUUAUCCAUGUCAUGGAUCACAUAGUCGUGAAGGAGUAUGUCCUGGUGUAUUUCCAUACGCUGACUGGUGAACACAAUCACCUGGACUCUGAUUUCCUAAAGAAGCUUUAUGACAUUGUAGAUGGCAAGUAUAAAAAGAACCUGCAAGCUUUUUACUUUGUGCACCCCACAUUCCGUUCCAAGGUGUCAACAUGGUUUUUCACUACCUUUAAUGUCUCUGGGUUAAAGGACAAAGUUCAUCAUGUGGAGAACCUCCAGCAGCUGUUUACAUGUAUAUUACCAGAGCAAAUCGACAUCCCCCCUUUUGUGCUGGAGUACGACUCACGGGUAAACGGGCCUUACCAUCCUUACUACUCGUCAUUGUCUGACCUUUGAAGAAAACCAAGGCUGUUUGGUUUCACGGACAAACAUCCUGUCAGCUGGACAUCCGAACUAUGCGUGUUCUCUAACUAUGAACGGAGAGCUUUUUUUCCCUCUUUGUUUGUACAAAGUAAUUUCAAGCAGUGAAGCAAUCAGAAUGAGCUUCGUUCCACUUUGAGCCAUACAUUACACAAACAGUAAAUGAUAAUAUCUAUCUAUCUGUCUAUCUCAGUUCAGGGAUAAACCACUGAUAUGUAUUAAUUUGAUAUAUAAUUUUUUUUUUUUAAAUCUGUAUUCUGUAAAAUAGUGAAUUGCAGGUUAUGUGUUUAGGGUGUCGCGCUAGUUAAAGCUUAAAAGAUUCAACCUGUCAAAGGCGUGACUUUAGCCUUUAAAGGAGUGUGUGCAGUAUUUAGUUUAAGACCCUCGA
Polyodon spathula (Mississippi paddlefish) is the source of this 4028-nucleotide messenger RNA. Its product is annotated as ganglioside-induced differentiation-associated protein 2-like. Bases 2126 to 3616 code for a protein of 496 amino acids. The record is from RefSeq and is a predicted model, not a curated record. NCBI's taxonomy places the organism in Eukaryota, Metazoa, Chordata, Actinopteri, Acipenseriformes, Polyodontidae. The transcript is spliced from 13 exons.